Molecule: messenger RNA, 4090 nt
Organism: Chelmon rostratus (copperband butterflyfish)
Lineage: Eukaryota; Metazoa; Chordata; Actinopteri; Chaetodontiformes; Chaetodontidae
Gene: btbd9
Product: BTB (POZ) domain containing 9
Exons: 11
Coding region: 164-2002 (612 amino acids)
Biological process (GO): circadian behavior; adult locomotory behavior; modulation of chemical synaptic transmission
Molecular function (GO): protein binding
Source: RefSeq, a predicted model, not a curated record
CCAGAAUUGGCUUCCGCUGGUGUAAUAUUCGAAGGAUCGGGAAUUUGAUGCUAAAUUUUCCUUCACAGUGAAAAAAUAACCAAGACUGUAAUUUGGAUACCAUCAUUAUUUAAACAGUGGAGUGAAUGAGAGCUGCUCGAUGUGACUCUGGCAGCCGUCGACCAUGAGUAAUAGCCACCCUCUCCGUCCACUGGCCUCCGUGUCGGAGAUCGAUCACAUCCACCUGCUGUCGGAGCAGCUGGGGGCCCUGGUGCUUGGUGAGGAGUACAGCGAUGUCACCUUCAUCGUGGAGGGGAAGCGCUUCCCGGCACACCGGGUCAUCCUGGCAGCUCGCUGCCACUACUUCAGGGCCUUGCUGUAUGGUGGGAUGAAAGAGUCCCAGCCCCAGGCGGAGGUGUGUCUAGAGGAGACGCGGGCCGAAGCCUUCUCGAUGCUGCUACACUACCUGUACACGGGCCGGGCCAGCCUCAGCUCUGCCCGGGAAGAGGUGCUUCUGGACUUCCUGGGCCUGGCUCACCGCUAUGGCCUCCAGCCGCUGGAGGACUCCACCUCCGAGUUCCUCCGCACCAUCCUACACACCAACAACGUCUGCCUGGUUUUUGAUGUGGCCAGUCUGUACUCCCUGAGCGCGCUCAGUGCGGCCUGCUGUGCCUACAUGGACAGACACGCACCUGACGUGUUGAAUUCUGACGGCUUCCUCAUGCUCUCCAAGACUGCUCUGCUGACUGUGGUCAGGCGGGACUCGUUUGCUGCCAGUGAGAAGGAGAUCUUCCAGGCCUUGUGUCGUUGGUGCCGGCAUCACGUGGAUGGAGCCGACACCCAGGAAGUGAUGGCAGCGGUGCGGCUGCCCCUCAUGACUCUGACUGAGAUGCUGAACGUGGUGCGACCGUCUGGCCUUCUGAGCCCAGACGACCUGCUGGACGCCAUCAAGACUCGCUCUGAAAGCCGCAACAUGGAUCUUAACUACCGUGGCAUGCUCAUCCCAGAGGAGAACAUUGCCACCAUGAAGUACGGAGCUCAGGUGGUGAAAGGGGAGCUCAAGUCGGCGCUACUGGACGGAGACACCCAGAACUACGACCUGGACCACGGCUUCUCCAGACAUCCCAUCGAGGAAGACGGCAGGGCCGGGAUCCAGGUCAAACUCGGCCAGUCGUCCAUUAUUAAUCACAUCCGCCUGUUGCUGUGGGACAAAGACAGCCGGUCUUACUCCUACUACAUCGAGGUAUCUAUGGAUGAGCUGGACUGGGUGCGUGUCGUGGAUCAUUCUAAGUAUCUCUGCCGCUCUUGGCAGAAUCUGUACUUCACACCACGAGUUUGCAGGUAUGUUCGCAUUGUGGGAACACACAACACAGUCAACAAGGUCUUCCACCUUGUAGCUUUUGAAUGCAUGUUCACCAACCGCUCAUUUACCCUGGAGAAUGGACUUUUGGUUCCCGGUGAGAAUGUGGCGACGAUCGCAUCGUGUGCCAGCGUCAUUGAGGGUGUGAGCCGCAGCAGAAACGCCUUGCUCAAUGGCGACACACGCAACUACGACUGGGACUCUGGCUACACCUGCCAUCAGCUGGGCUCUGGAGCGAUCGUCAUCCAGCUGGCUCAGCCCUACUCCAUUACUUCCUUGAGGCUGCUGCUGUGGGACUGUGACGAGCGCUCCUACAGUUAUUACAUUGAAGUCUCCACCAACCAGCAGCAGUGGACGAAGGUGGUCGACCGCACCAGGGUGGCAUGCCGAUCAUGGCAGACAUUGAAGUUUGAUAAGCAGCCUGCUUCCUUCAUCCGUAUUGUUGGGACUCACAACACUGCUAAUGAGGUGUUCCAUUGUGUUCACUUUGAGUGUCCGGCCCAGCUGGACACAGAGGUCAAUGAAGGCAGCCCGGGCCUGGACUCCUUUGAUUCUGGGACCGCCUCCCAGCAGCCGCGACCCCAGCGACCUUCACGCACACAUAGCCUGCUGCCCUCCCAACCCUCCUCCUCCUCUUCCUCUUCCUCACAGUCCCAUCACUAAGAGCCCCCUCAUUUGAAGGUGUUGAGAGGGAGGGAGACCUCAGAAUGCCAUUUUGCACAGCCUUCAUUAUCCAGACUGCACUGCUACAACGCUGCUAAAGGCGAUUGUCUCAUUGUCAUAACUCAUGUUCGUCUGUCAUAAGUGCAACAUUAGAGACUGGUAUAUCUGUAGCAGCAGUACUUAGGGCUCCAGUCUUCCCAGUUUAAAAACAGAAAGUUGGGUAAUGCAUCCACAGGCUCAUACAUUUUGUGAAGGUACUUUUUAGCUACUAAAACUCAAGUUUUUUCCUUCAAAAUCAUCAAAGUGGAAUCUUUACUUCUCCAAAGAUGAGGCACACACUGAACUGCGGUUAUACUGUACCACCAAAGAGCAGUAAGACCAGGGUGGGGGGUUGCUAUCUGAAUUUUACGAGUUAAUAUUUCCAAAAGAGAUGGAUUUUAUCCUUAAACAAGCUAUUUUUUUAAGAAACUGACUUCAAAUGAGUCUACUCACUUUUCAUACCAUCAAACUAACAGAGUAGCAGUCGAGUAUUUUUCAAAGUUUGGAAUUAAAUUCUUCAAACGGUUGCCAAAGCUGUUGAGCUAAUGCAUUGUGUCGCAUUUGUAUGCAAUUUGCACUUAAACCAAUUAUGCAUUUGCAUAUUAAGUAAUAGGUGUUGAGUAUUUGUUGACAGGCUUUCAUACCGGAAACCACAAUGUGUGGUUCUUAUCUGGUGUGACUUUUUGAUAGUUAAAAUUCAUACCUCAAGGAAAACCUCACUAAAGCUAAACUUGGAUUGAAUUAAGUGUCUUAAUUUAGGAUUUUAAGCACUUGAAUAGCCUAGCACAAUGAUUUGGGGAAUCAAAUUAGGUUGUGAAAAUUGGGGCUGAGGGGCUCGGACCAAAUUAUUAUAUGCACUUGGGCUACAGGGAAGAAAGUUUAUAUACGGUAGACUAAUGAGCAGCUGCUAUCGGCACUUUAUGUUACUCAAGUACACAGAAAUAAAGGUUACGGCUUGCGUCUUCUGACUGAAGUACAGUUCUGAGGUGCUGGAUUUGGUAACUUUCUGUUUGUAUGUUCAAUUGAAACACGUCCUCGCUCUUGGACGUGUCAGGUUUGAGCUGUGUUUUCUGUGUUUUUGGAGAUUUGUUUUUGAAUUAAGCUAUCCGUGCUGUGGUUCCUGUUUUUUUUUUUGUUUUUUUUUUUGUUUCCUGAUGUUGCACUCUUGAGUUGUUUGUCUUGAAAAACUCCUUCAUUUCAAACCUUUUAUUUGAUGUUAAGUAACCUCAGACACGUAACUACCCUCGGUGAUCCACUGAUGUUUCUGUAAGCGUUCUUUAGUCAUCCCACCCUACAUUUUAGAAGAUUACCUUUAGUUGGAAAAAGUCUUCCUUAAUAACUAACCAUAGAACUGAAAUAGGGCUUUGUUCAGGUUACAUUGUAAUGUAGAGAACACACUCCCCAUCCCCCAUAUAUCUUUAUGUAUGUGUAUAGUUUUACUUAAUAUAUAUAUAUAUAUAUAUGUUAGUUUUUACCAUUGAUGUGUGAUUGCAUUUCACUGCCUCUUGUUCAAUAUAAUGCCUGUCAAAAAUGUGAUUAUGGAAACAACUGACUUUGCUUAUCAAUGUUCAUUUGUGAGAGCUCAUGCUGUCAGCUUGCCCGAGCCGCCGCUGUUCAACACAGUACAGGUCUUUGAUACAAGCAAUACAGUGAUCUCUAUCUUCUGGAGAGCCUCGUUACAGACCAACACAGGUGAUUAACCGGUCAACGUGCAUUCAUUGUGCUCCAGGCACUGAUGCUCUGGUAGUGCUUUAGAAGAUGUUGGUGUAUAAUGCUGCCCAAGGAGCUGUUUUGUUCUCAUGAAACAUUUAAAAACAUCUCAUUUUGAACCUCAGAGAGCAUUUUUGUCUUGUUUGUCCCAGCAGCCAAUGGGUUUCAACCAGCACAGUGGGGCAGAAGUGCUAGAGAGCAAACCCAUAUAUUUGUCUUGAAGAGUUAAACUGAUGAGCAUUAUAUAGAAAUUGUCAUACUUCAGUUAAGUUUUGUGUACCUUGUGGUGUUGGUAGUGCUGUGUACACCACUAAAAAGUGCAUUAGUAAUCCUGACACU